AUGGGUAUUAAAGUUAUUGGAUUCGCCAUCUCCACCGCUACUCUUAGAGUAAGUCUUACUCUUGAAGAGUUGGGUCUAGAAUAUGAAUUAGAACCAGUUACUAGCAUAACUGAAAUUAAAUCACCUGAAUUUCUUACCGCAAAAAAUCCAUUGGGGAAAGUCCCAGUAUUGAUCGAUGACGGUUUUACACUCUACGAAUCGCGCGCAAUCUGUCGUUAUCUCGUAAACAAAUACCAAGGAACCAAGAAUUCUAAAAUUUUGGUUCCAAAGGAUAUACAAAAGGCCUCUUUGGUUGAACAAUACUUAUCGGUCGAAAGUUUAUAUUUUGAUAUACCAACAUCAACUAUUAAUUAUGAAGAAGUUAUUAACAAGUAUCAUGGUAAAGAAGCCAAUGCUGAAAAGGUCAAAGAAGCAAAAGAAAAACUUGAAAAUACAUUGGAUAUCUAUGAAAAAUUUCUCGAAGGAAAAGAUUAUUUGAUUGGUGAAUAUUCUUUGGCAGAUAUUUGCCAUGUGCCUAAUCUCUUUGCUAAUAUUCAUAAAACUAGCGCUAAAGAUAUAUAUUAUGAUGCUAAAAGACCCAAUGUUGUUAAAUGGGUGAAAAAUCUUCUCGAAAUACCUACUUGGAAACAAUUAGGUCUAGAACAUGAAUUUGAAGAAGGCGUUUAUAAUGAAAUGAAAUCACCUGAAUUUCUUGCCACAAAAAAUCCAUUCGGGAAAGUCCCAGUAAUGAUUGAUGACGGUUUUACACUUUUCGAAUCGCGUGCAAUCUGUCGUUAUCUCGUAAACAAAUACCAAGGAACCAAGAAUUCUACAAUUUUGAUUCCAAAGGAUAUACAAAAGGCCGCUUUGGUUGAACAAUACUUAUCGGUCGAAAGUUUAUAUUUUGAUUUACCAUCAUCAGCUAUUAAUUUUGAAGAAAUUGUUGCUGUACAGUAUAUGAAUAGAGAAGCUGAUGCUGAAAAGGUCAAAGAAUCAAAAGAAAAAAUUGAAAAUACAUUGGAUAUCUAUGAAAAAUUUCUCGAGGGAAAAGAUUAUUUGACUGGUGAAUAUUCUUUGGCUGAUCUUGUUCAUAUAGCUAAUAUCUAUGUUAAUGUUCAUAAAACUAGCAUUAAAGAUGUAUAUUAUGAUGCUAAAAGACCCAAUGUUGUUAAAUGGGUGAAAAGGGUUCUCGAAAGACCUGCUUGGAAACAAAUAGCAGCAAAUCUUAAUUCCGACUAA
Molecule: messenger RNA, 1218 nt
Organism: Entrophospora candida
Lineage: Eukaryota; Fungi; Glomeromycota; Glomeromycetes; Entrophosporales; Entrophosporaceae
Source: the annotation of a GenBank genome assembly